Messenger RNA from Microplitis demolitor, 2241 nucleotides. It is a transcript of the gene Oda, whose product is annotated as ornithine decarboxylase antizyme 1. The record is from RefSeq and is a predicted model, not a curated record. Lineage: Eukaryota; Metazoa; Arthropoda; Insecta; Hymenoptera; Braconidae. Gene Ontology annotation, cellular component: cytoplasm; nucleus. Gene Ontology annotation, molecular function: ornithine decarboxylase inhibitor activity. Gene Ontology annotation, biological process: positive regulation of protein catabolic process.
GCAGGAGCACGAGACACUAGCGAGAUCUUUACUUAGCACACCACUACCAGGAACCAGAGCAACAGCAACUACGCUAAGGCGACCAUUUUGAUUGUUGGAACUGCGACAUCCCACAUCCUCAAUAAAAUACGCAUUAUCAUUUAAUGUAUAUCUCUGUUGAGUAGUUUAUCUCCUAAAAAACGUUAACUGCGUACAAAAUAUAUAUAAAACGUGUCCAUUGUUCGUUUCUGAACGACACCAUUCACGCCUACCAGUCAUUUAAACAAUCAAGAUUUUACGAAAAAAAAAGUAUGAAUUUUAGUUCUUAUUUUUCGUUAAUUAAUUGGGAAAGUAAUCAAGACGAAAUAAUGCCUAGUUUAAUUUCAAAUAAUAAUUGUGAAUCUUCGAUUAAGAGUAUGGAGGAUAGUUUAGAAGAGAACAAUGGACAGCAGCAAUAUUAUUCCAUAACGCUGGGAGUGGGGCCUCUGUGGUGGUCCGAUGCGCCCCAUGCCGCAUUGUCUGUAUCUGCAGUCAACACAGAGAGCCGCGGUGUGGGGAUUAAGCAGAGUCAGCUCUCUGUGAGCUCACACAUUGUAUCAGAGGAAGAAUUGUUGAAAGCAGUAAAAAGAAACGAGUCACUUCGCCUCGCCUUUACUCUACAUUUGACAGAAACAACUUCUGUGGAAUGGGAAACAAUAAUAUGGCGUGGAACACUUUAUAUUCGGGUUCCAAGUUGUCUUCUUCCAGAGGGUUCGAAAGAGGGAUUCGUUUCUCUUCUUGAAUACGCUGAAGAAACACUAAAUUGCAAAAAUGUUGUCAUUUGUCUACGUAAAGAUCGUACGGAUCGAGCAAUGCUGGUUCGUACCUUCAUGUUCUUGGGCUUUACAGUUUUGCCACCAAACCAUUCACUAGUACCACCAAAUUGCGAUCCGGGUAAUCUUUACAUGCUUUACACAGUCGACGAGUAAUUACCUUAAGUACUUUCUCAAGUUUAUUGUCACCAUUAAAUUAUAAUUUAAAAUUACAAUAUUCCUAAUCAAGAUAUAAACUUUAGUCGAUAAUUGCAACCAAUAAACUUGAGAAAAUAUUUUUUGUCGUCAGCAAGCAUUUGUGUUAAUUAAAAAAAAAAAAAAUUAGAAAAUUGGUAAACAAAUGACAACUAAUUAAGUAAAUUAAAGUAAAGGGUUUCUAGUUAUAAAUGUAGUAAAACAUAUAAGCAUAACAAGUUUUAACAAUUCUUCUCGAUGAUACAUGAAAGAUGUGAUUUGUUUAAUCAAGCUCACAGAAACAUCAUUAUUAUUAUUAAAUCUCACACUAAAUGGCUUAAGCGAUUCCGAAGGUGCCUCUUGUGACUUACUUAAUCAUCCGCCACCACGACGCCAAGAUAUCACGCGCCAAUAAUAAUAAUUACAGCUAUUUAUUUAUUGUUUAUUAGUGGUAAAUCUCAUUAUUAAUUUCGUGGCAUAUUGGGACACUUCUUCAAUUCGUUUAUAACUUUUAUAUUACGUUACAAAAUUUAAAGACAAUUUUUUCUCCGGACAGAUUUAAAUUAUAAUUUGAUAUCACAAUAAUAUAUUUGAUGGUAGAAUAACCGCGCACAUAUAUGUUAUAUAUGUGACAUAUAUGUUAUAUGUAUGGCAUAUGUUGAGUAUGUAGCAUAUAUUUUAUAUGUAAAAUAUGUUAUAUAUGUAACACAUACAUGUUCCCCUAUUUAAUGUCGACAUUUACAAUUUCAAUUUCCUAUAAUUUUGUUGUGAAUAUUUCGUCGUUAAAUAUUUUGUUACGAGUCAUAAAAAUUAAAAUUAAUUAAUUAAUUAAUUACUUGCUUUUAGUGAAUCCCAAUAAAUUAAUUACUGAGAAUUAGCAUUAAUAAAGGCGGUUUCUGUGUUGACUCAUGCAGAUACUUGAAGUAAUGAUAAAAAUAUGAUAUAUAUAUAUGAUAAAAAAUUUUAAAAAUCUAAAAAAAAAAAUUAAAAUUAAAAUUACAAAAAAAAAUUUUGUGUUAGUAGAUUAUGAAUUUUUAGUGUAGAUUUAGAAUCCAAUUUGAAUAAUUGGUUAAAUAUUCAGCAUAAACAAUUUAAAUAUUAAUGUUUAAUGUAACACUAAUUACAUGUAUGUUUUACUUAUUAUUAUUAUUAUUUUUUUUUCUCAUUAUUUUACUGUUCCAAUUUAAUUUGUAAUAACUAUACAUUCAAUCAUAAUAAAUAAUUUAGAUAUAUAAAGACAAAUGCUUAUUAUAUUCUUUAUUAUGAAUUAUCGAUU